This is a messenger RNA of Zymoseptoria tritici IPO323, 587 nucleotides long. RefSeq names its product succinate dehydrogenase cytochrome B subunit (gene SDH3). Gene Ontology annotation, molecular function: succinate dehydrogenase activity; electron transfer activity. The record is from RefSeq and is a predicted model, not a curated record. Gene Ontology annotation, biological process: tricarboxylic acid cycle; mitochondrial electron transport, succinate to ubiquinone. The coding region runs from base 9 to 572 and encodes 187 amino acids. The transcript is spliced from 3 exons. NCBI's taxonomy places the organism in Eukaryota, Fungi, Ascomycota, Dothideomycetes, Mycosphaerellales, Mycosphaerellaceae. Gene Ontology annotation, cellular component: membrane.
GUCUCACGAUGUUGGCACAGAAGCUCACCCAGCAGUCGCUUCGGCGGUUAGCCCUCCAACCCUCCACCCUCCGCUUCGCAACCCCCGCCGCCAUCGCCCUCGGCAACAACUCCUUCCAACAGCAGCGCCGCCAAGUAACAGCAGCCGCCGUCUCCGAAUCCCACGCCCGCAACGAAAUCCUCGCCAAACAACGCCUCAACCGCCCCGUCGCGCCCCACCUCGCAAUCUACAAACCGCAAAUAACCUGGUACCUCUCGGCCCUCAACCGCGUCACGGGCGUCGCCGCCUCGGGAGCCUUCUACGCCUUCGGACUCCUCUACCUCGCCGCGCCAUCUCUAGGUUGGCACCUCGAGUCCGCCGCCCUCGCGGCCUCUUUCGGCGCCUGGCCGGUCCUGUUGCAGGUCUUGACCAAGACGAUUUUGGCGUUGCCGGUGACGUUUCAUUCGUUGAAUGGAGUGAGGCAUUUGGUGUGGGAUACGGCGAGUAUGAUUACGAAUAAGCAGGUGCAGACGACGGGGUGGACGGUUGUGGGGUUGAGUGUUGCGAGUGCGUUGGGGUUGGCUUUCUUGUAGGUGGAUGGGGAAAUG